Messenger RNA from Ricinus communis (castor bean), 831 nucleotides. Its product is annotated as protein SPA, chloroplastic. Bases 86 to 556 code for a protein of 156 amino acids. The transcript is spliced from 5 exons. The record is from RefSeq and is a predicted model, not a curated record. Lineage: Eukaryota; Viridiplantae; Streptophyta; Magnoliopsida; Malpighiales; Euphorbiaceae.
AUCGCCAUGGCUUCGAUUUGUUGGCGGUCUUUCAGUUCAGCAGACUGGUAGCCACUCGAGAAUUGGAGAGUAAGUAAAAGCAGAAAUGCCUUUAGCACCUUCAAUUCCUCGUCUUCAUUCGCCAUUUCUUUGCUGUCCGCUUAAAACAUCUACUUUAACUGCAUCCUGCAAGUCUUUAAGAAAUCAGCGCUCAUCAUCAUCUUAUCCAUGCAUCAGAGCUAUUGAUCUUGAUCAGAACACGGUAGUGGCAAUAUCUGUUGGAGUUGUGAGCAUUGCUAUUGGAAUAGGCAUUCCAGUCUUCUACGAAACCCAAAUCGAUAAUGCUGCAAAGCGAGAAAAUACUCAGCCAUGCUUCCCUUGCAAUGGCUCCGGUGCUCAGAGAUGCAGAUUUUGUACGGGGACUGGCUCAGUGACAGUAGAGCUUGGUGGUGAAGAGAAAGAAGUCUCCAGGUGCAUCAAUUGUGAUGGUGCGGGUUCUUUGACAUGCACGACAUGUCAAGGCACUGGAAUACAACCGCGGUAUCUUGAUCGCAGAGAAUUCAAAGAUGAUGAUUGAAGCUGUUCAGACGUAGAAGCAAUGGUUUUGCAUUCAAUCCAAGGGAAAUUCAAUUCUCUAAUGGGAACUAGAAGAGAUCAGCACCUUUUUCCUAUUCCAUCUUUCUAAUGUUAUAACAUUUGAAUUACUCACAUAUAGCUUUCAUAUUUUCUAUUGAUACGUAAUGUGGUUGUCAGAUAACAUGAUUGGGUGGCAUUUGACCUUUCCUUGUACUGUAAGCAAUUUUUUUGUUUUACCACUUAUUUUGCAAAAUAUAUACGGAUAUGUUGAGUGAA